ACAGUUGAAAAAAGCUUAGUAUCAGCUGGAGCAGAUAGAUUAUAAAAUGAUAUUAAAACAAACUGAAAUGCAUUAAGGAACGAUAUUUAAAAGAAUUCGAUAAAAGCCGUCGCUUUGUUUUUUUUUUAUGAAAUAGGCUACAUCUUCUAGAACGUCUUUAUUCGUAUUUAUAUAUUUAAUUCGUCUUUCAAACAAAAAUAAAGACAAUAACAACUGUAGCCUAUUUUUAAAAAUCAAGAGAAAACCAUUGUUUCCUGAUAUUUAACAACAUGAAAAGGUAUAACUUUUUACUGUGCUUAACGGUACUUAUUUCUCUGGGACUGUCCGGAAGCGAUGAGCCGAACCUCUUUCUAGCCCCACUGAGCGAGAUGUCCUCUGAUAUUGGAGUUUCUCUCUUUGACGUGGAUGAUGUGGAGUCUUCUGAGUGUUCAGCGUGCGUGUGGAGAGAACAGAGUAAAGUCUUGCGACUGGAAACAAUUAAAUCACAAAUACUUAGCAAACUGCGCUUAAAACAAGCACCCAACAUCAGCAGAGAGGUGGUUAAUCAGCUUCUUCCCAAAGCACCUCCGCUGCAGCAGCUGUUGGACCAUCAUGACUUCCAAGGGGACGCAUCUUCCUUAGAGGAUUUCAUAGACGCCGAUGAGUAUCACGCCACCACCGAGUCCGUCAUCACAAUGGCUUCAGAGCCUGAACCUCUGGUGCAGGUGGAUGGGAAACCGACCUGUUGUUUCUUCAAGUUUAGUCCAAAACUGAUGUUUACCAAGGUCCUGAAGGCGCAGCUUUGGGUUUAUCUGCAGCCACUAAAACAAACGUCCACUGUUUACCUGCAGAUCCUGCGUCUUAAACCUAUCACUGAGCAGGGAAGCCGACAUAUACGUAUCCGAUCACUCAAGAUUGAGCUUGAUUCUCAAGCAGGUCACUGGCAGAGCAUUGACUUCAAACAUGUGUUGCAGAACUGGUUCAAGCAGCCACAUACAAACUGGGGUAUUGAUAUAAAUGCCUAUGAUGAAAGUGGCAAUGACCUGGCUGUCACAUCUUUGGGGCCUGGAGAGGAGGGACUGCAGCCGUUCCUGGAGGUCAAGAUUCUUGAAACAACCAAGCGCUCACGGAGGAAUCUGGGUCUUGACUGUGAUGAGCACUCCACAGAAUCUCGCUGUUGUCGCUAUCCACUUACAGUGGACUUUGAAGCUUUUGGCUGGGACUGGAUCAUUGCACCUAAACGUUACAAGGCAAACUAUUGCUCAGGGCAGUGUGAGUACAUGUUUAUGCAAAAGUACCCACAUACCCAUCUGGUGCAGCAUGCAAAUCCUAGAGGGUCUGCAGGGCCAUGCUGCACCCCAACAAAGAUGUCACCGAUAAACAUGCUUUACUUCAAUGACAAACAGCAAAUAAUCCAUGGCAAAAUCCCAGGAAUGGUGGUGGACCGUUGUGGCUGUUCAUAGAGUUUUGCAUUUUGGUAGAGAUAAAUAAGCUAAGUAAUGGAGGGGGGAGAGUGUCAGGGCUUAAUUCAAGAAUGCAAGUCUCUACAUUUUCCUUAUAUUGUUUCUUAAAUUCCUUUGAAUGAAUUUGCUGUACAGAAAGAAAAAAAAAUGUGUAGCUUUUUUUAAUAAUCACAGUAAAAAGUCUUUACAUCAAAGACAAAAGCUAAUUUCUCUUUAUUAUUUAAAUUUAUAUUAUAUCUACCAACAAUGUUUUUUAUUGUGUUGGGUCACUCUCAAAAAAA
Molecule: messenger RNA, 1723 nt
Organism: Danio rerio (zebrafish)
Lineage: Eukaryota; Metazoa; Chordata; Actinopteri; Cypriniformes; Danionidae
Gene: gdf11
Product: growth differentiation factor 11
Biological process (GO): signal transduction
Cellular component (GO): extracellular region
Molecular function (GO): signaling receptor binding; growth factor activity
Source: RefSeq, marked validated